Messenger RNA from Zootoca vivipara (common lizard), 2198 nucleotides. It is a transcript of the gene CDIP1, whose product is annotated as cell death inducing p53 target 1. Gene Ontology annotation, biological process: intrinsic apoptotic signaling pathway in response to DNA damage by p53 class mediator. NCBI's taxonomy places the organism in Eukaryota, Metazoa, Chordata, Lepidosauria, Squamata, Lacertidae. Gene Ontology annotation, cellular component: cytoplasmic side of late endosome membrane; nucleus; cytoplasmic side of lysosomal membrane. The record is from RefSeq and is a predicted model, not a curated record. Gene Ontology annotation, molecular function: zinc ion binding.
CCCCGCGCCGCCCUUGUGGAGAGGAGGAGCGGGGGGGGGGAGGAAACAGCUGGUGCAACGGCGGCGGCGGCGCAGCGACAGCGGCUUCGUGAGUCGGAGGGCAGCGAGAGAGCGAGCGAGCGCAGAGACCCAGGCCAGCCGUAAAGCAUGUCGUCGAGUGACCCACCUCCACCCUAUCCGGGGGGACCUUCUGCCCCACUCAUAGAAGAGAAGGAUGGCUACCUUUACCCAGCAGGUGGAGUCUCGCCCACAAUGGUGCAGCCACAAGGAUCCCCGCAGCCCCCGAUGGAUAUUGGACCCCCGCCGUACGAGCCUUCACCGCACAUGGGCAUCGAUGGCUCGGUGCCCUACAUGCCACCUGGAGGCUACUACAUGCCCCCAGGACCACAUCCCCCCAUGGGCUACUACCCUCCGGCAGGCCCCUACGCCCCUGCGGGGGGCCAGACGGCCACGGUGCUGGUGCCCUCGGGGGCCGCGGCCACCGUGACCGUCCUGCAGGGCGAGAUCUUCCAGGCCGCCCCCGUCCCGACUGUCUGCCCGCACUGCCAACAGGCCAUCACCACCAAGAUCACGCACGAGAUCGGCCUCAUGAACUUCCUGCUGGGGUUCUUCUGCUGCUUUGUGGGGUGCGACCUGGGCUGCUGCCUGAUCCCCUGCCUGAUAGACGAGUUCAAGGAUGUGACACACACCUGCCCCAACUGCAAGGCCUACAUCUACACGUACAAGCGCAUGUGCUAGCAGUGCCCGCUGGGCCAGGAGACGUCCACCCCCCUCCUCGCGCCGCUGGCCUGACUCACCUGUGCCCAAUGCUCCCCCCUGCUUGUGUCUUCCCUCCUCCCUCCUGCACAGAGAGCUUUGAAGGCCUCAGGACUGCGGGGUCCCUGGGGCUGCCCGGGGAAGCUGCAGGGCGGGCGCCACAACCGCCAGGCGGGCGAGCCAUGGCCAGCCUCCCCCCCCCAUGUGCAUGUGUGGGCUCCCUGCCUCUAGCACCUCUUGGUUAGGAUCUGGCCGCAUGAUUCCCACGGGCAUCUUGUUGGCCAGUGAGACCGGGAUGCUGGACUAGAAGGGCCAUGGGCUGCCAUGACGUGCGAGGAAGGCCUCAUCCCUGUGGGGCACCUCCCUGGGAUGGUGAGGAAGGGGGCCAAGGCCUGGUGUGUUUGCUUUCUUGACUUCUCCUUGGAGUGGCAGGCAAGGUGCUGCAGACCUCCCUUGUCCCCAAAGGUGUGGCAUGAAUCAUGGGGCAUGUUGGGUGGUUUUUGUUUAAAGGAAAACCUCGGCCGUUGUGCUGGGGGGGGGGCUGCUGCUGCCCCUCUUCCUUUUGCACCCUGCCAAAAGCUACUCUACUGUUUUGAGAGGGCAGGGGAGAGGGCAGAGGCCAGCUUGGGCCCCUGAGGAAGUAGUCCCUUCCUCUCCUCAUUCCCCCGUGAGCUUCGCUGCCUCCACAAGGCUCUUCUGCACCCCUUGCCCAGCUUCCUCCCCCGUCAUUGGUGGUGGGGGCUGUGCCCUGGGCCGUGUCCCUACGCCAGUCUUCUUUGCCUCUCCUUGGCAUAUGAAGGCCAAGAGACGGCCCAGGAGAACCCUGUAUCCAGGCCCCUCUCCCCACAUGUAAAUACCUUGUCUAAUCGGAAUCUGCUUGUCCGAGUUCUGUUCUGUGAUGUGGUUUGUUUCCCCCCCCCCCGUUUGUAUUAAAGCUCUUAACUGUGACUUAACAGAAAUGUGAAAGCCCUGUGCACACCUCCGUCCCCCGUCCCCCCAGUUUUGCACUAAUUCCUCCAGAAAAGCCACUACGUUGCAUGGAUGAGCAACAGGACAAAGCAAGGCCGAGAGGGCUUGUCCUGAGAUUCCACGCAGAGGGGGCUCAAGUCCAUUGCCAAAUGCUCCGUUUCGAUGGCGGGUAUCACCUUAGUUUGGCAUGUGUCCCCCCCCUUCCUGAUGCUGUGCCUCCAGCGUGCGUGGCCUCCCACCCCCUUAAGACACAGGUCCACGCCCUCUGGCGCCCUGCCCUGGGUGCCUCGUCCGUCCCAAGGGCUGCUGCAUAGGAAGACCUGAGGAAUGCAAAAAGGCUCUUGGCUCUGAACACAACACUACGGAGGCAUCUAUGAAGUAUUUUGAUCCAGCAGGGAGCUUCAUGCUCUUUCUCAGAGGCAACCUGUUGAUGCUUUUCCAUGUUUCUAUAUAAUUAAAAUACAGACCCACAA